GCCGCUGGGCUGGAGCGCGUGAGCCGGGCGAAGCUGGGGCCGGCGCUGCAUAGGCUGAGCGAGGCAGGAGGCGGUCGAGCCUCCCCUCAGGACUUCCGCGUGGCGCUCAUGCAGGCGGAGCCGUACCUCACGCACAGCCAGCUCGAGUGGCUCGUGGCGCUGACGGACAAGGAUGGGGAGGGCCGCCUGUUCCCCCGCAGCCUCCUCGCGCGCCUCGGCGACGGGUCCACCCCGAUGUCCCCAGCGGCCCGAGGCUCCGCCGUGGCCCCCGCCUACGGGCUGGGCCCGCGGCUGCUGCCGCGGCGGCCCGCCGGCCCGCGUGCCCGCCCCGACCUUCCCCGCCGCCGCCGUGCACGCGCGCCGAGGGUUCGGGGGGCUCCCAGCCGGCGCGGUAACCACACAACGGUGCCACUACCGCCGCGCACGCGGCGCCGACGGGUCGUGGGCCCCACGGCGGUGCGGUGA
Molecule: messenger RNA, 465 nt
Organism: Prorocentrum cordatum
Lineage: Eukaryota; Dinophyceae; Prorocentrales; Prorocentraceae
Source: the annotation of a GenBank genome assembly